AUGUUAGGCCCUAAGCUAGUUCAGACCACCAAUGCAGCCAUACAGAAGAUUAGAGCUCGUAUAUUGAUAGUGCAGAGCAGACAGAAGAGUUACACUGAUGAACGACGUAAGGAUCUCCAGUUUGAUGUGGGAGACAUGGUUUUCCUGAAGGUAGCACCUAAGAAGGGUGUUUUGAGGUUCAAGAAGAAGGGGAAGCUAAUUGACUUUGAACCAUUGCAAAUUAAUGAGAGCUUGAGCUAUGAGGAGCAAUUCGUUAAGAUUUUAGCAAGAGAAGUCAAGAUGCUCCGCAACAGAGGAAUUGCAGUGGUCAAGGUUCUUUGGCAAAAUCAUAAAGCUGAAGAGGCCACAUGGGAGAGAGAGGACGACAUAAGAGCCCAGUACCCCGAGCUGUUUGAGGAUUAG
Molecule: messenger RNA, 402 nt
Organism: Cucumis melo (muskmelon)
Lineage: Eukaryota; Viridiplantae; Streptophyta; Magnoliopsida; Cucurbitales; Cucurbitaceae
Exons: 2
Coding region: 1-402 (133 amino acids)
Source: RefSeq, a predicted model, not a curated record